CAACACGCCAGAACGCAAUGUCAGACAAUGAAACCGUCGCCCAAGAUGCCAUCCCCAAGAGUGAGGCUGCCACGGCCCUGACGGCGCAGCGGAUCCGGAAGCGAGAGCUCGACCGACGCGCCCAGCGCACCGCGCGCGUCAAGACGAAGAACCGCAUCGCGUAUCUGGAGCAGCUGGUCGAGACGUUCCGCGACCAGGAUGCCCACGGGGCGAACACGUCGCUCAUCAAGCAGCUGGAAGGCGUGUCCGCUGAGAGAGAUGGGUUUAAGCGCUUUCUUCAGUCGCUGGACGACUCCAUCAGGAGCCACUUGGCCGGUACCCCUGGCACAGUAGCCUUGAACCCACCCGGCCGGCCGAGGGAUCAGAGCCUGCUUCGUCGGGAUGCGUCCGGGGACGAUUCCGCGUGUCCUGGAACGCAGAGUCUUCUCGAGCCCGCGUCCAUGGCACCUCCGGUUGACGCAAACGCGCCGCUGCUGGAGUUUGGGAGUGAGAUGGACUACUCCAUCGACGGCUCGAUAAAUCUCAAUGCUCCACCGUCCGAGAGGCCGAUAAAGACGACUGCCAAUCCCAUCAGUGGGGUCGAAAGGCCAGGAUCCAGCCCCGAAGCCGACGGGGCUAAUCUGUCGUUGGCAUCCCACCAAGUCACCGCUGUGCAAAACACACAUUGUCCGCCUGUCAUUACUCCCCCUUCAUCUUGCGCUUGUACAUCUUCUUCUUCUCGAACUCGCCGACUAGCAGACGGCACGGAAGUGAGCUUUAACAUAUGGCGGGCGGCGAACCAGGUUCUCAGCAAGCCCGCCCGGCGUUUAGAUGCUGACCGGGAAUGCGACUCCAUCAGCGACGACAUCAUCGUGAGGGCCAUCCUCGAGGGAUGGGACAGUGUCGACAAAACUCAUCCGUUAACUCCUUUUUGGAAAAAGAUCCGCUACCUCGACGAAAUUGGCUUCAUGGGUUGCAGUACCGUCGAGAGAUUUGGCAUCCUCUGGAUCGUUCAUCUCCUGAUACCAACCCAGCACGACGCCGUGCCAGUGAAUCCUACCGUCUUGCCAAAGUGGUACAGGAAGCCGUCGUCAAAUCAUCCUCGCUACGUGCCAGGCGUCGAGUAUCUCCCUUGGCCGGGUGUACGUGAAAGCCUCAAUCAAUCACACCACCGAUACUGCCAAAACUUGUUUUGGAACCUCUUUAAAGAACACGUACGCAUCAUUUGGCCGUUUGACUUUCGCGAUUGCUACACGCAGAAUGUACAGCAAGGCCGCUACCAUAUAUCAAGCGCCUUUGAGCAGACAAUUCGCAACAGCAGGUCUUGGACGAUGGAACGGGACUUUUUCGGAUAUUUCCCAGAGCUGCAUCACGAGAUACCCAUCUUCUUAGACAUAAUCCCGCCGCCGCCGCGCAUGGGCGCUUGGGAACCCGACACGGCAUCUACGCACGCGGCUGGUCGAACGACUAAUGAUCUGGAGGCCGCAUCAUACGUGAACAUUGAGGACCAACUAUUCGGGUUCCCUUUAUACGGACCUCCAAGACCAACUGGCUGGAAUGUCAACGACUACGACCAGGCUGCAGGUUAUCGGAUUUCUUAUGAUGAUUUGGACGCCAUUGGAGGAGGCAGCUCCCACACGGUGUUGUAAUUCGAUCUAAUCUGGGUCUACGUCAAUACGAUUAAGUCGGUUCCGGGGAGGAGGUCACGUAACAUUUGACAGAGGUUUUAACAGUAGAAGCAUCGCUGAAGAACUCUUGAUGUAAGAUAUAGAGCAAUAGGAUAACAAGAGCCAUCGUCACGUACCGCA
Messenger RNA from Ilyonectria robusta, 1787 nucleotides. RefSeq lists its product as uncharacterized. The record is from RefSeq and is a predicted model, not a curated record. NCBI's taxonomy places the organism in Eukaryota, Fungi, Ascomycota, Sordariomycetes, Hypocreales, Nectriaceae. Bases 18 to 1628 code for a protein of 536 amino acids. The transcript has 3 exons.